Messenger RNA from Limulus polyphemus (Atlantic horseshoe crab), 7120 nucleotides. Its product is annotated as dual specificity protein phosphatase 19-like. Gene Ontology annotation, molecular function: JUN kinase phosphatase activity. Gene Ontology annotation, biological process: protein dephosphorylation; regulation of MAP kinase activity. The record is from RefSeq and is a predicted model, not a curated record. Gene Ontology annotation, cellular component: cytoplasm. Bases 1753 to 2379 code for a protein of 208 amino acids. The transcript has 2 exons. NCBI's taxonomy places the organism in Eukaryota, Metazoa, Arthropoda, Merostomata, Xiphosura, Limulidae.
UGGUUUAGCUGGAUAAAGCUGCAUUUCACCAGACCAGAUCUGAUUCUAGUAAACAGUUAUGAGUUUAGAUAAAUGUGUUAAGUAUGUAAUCUUUAUAAGAUAUUAGUUUUUAUCACUCAAAACAGUGUUUUUGAAAAGCAUGUAAAUCCUGAAAAGUUAUUGAAUUUUGAAAUAAAAAAAAUUCCAGGCCUUGAAAUGUCUGAAUUUGCUAAAAAAGACAUUGAUAGCCUGAAAUAAUGGCAAGUCAAACAAAUCUGGAGAGACUGGUUAGUCAGUGCUGAAGCUGAUAGGAUAUCAAGGUAGAGAUCUAAAAGUUUAUAUUUCAUGUUUUUAACUUCAUUUAAAAUAGCACUCCCACUUGAGCUGAUAACGUUUAAAGUAUUGAAGAACGAGAUGCAGAUCACCUGUUAGGUGAUAAGCCAUAAGCAUUGGUAGCAGGUACCUGAAACCUGAGAAAGGAAAAAGAAUGAAAAAAGGUUUAUAACCUUCAGCAACAUUAUCCAACACUUUUUGAACAGAUAAUAUUUUUUUGGAGAAAAUAAGAAAGGGAGCUUGUGUAUAUUUAGAUAGUUGGGUAGGCAUCAGAUAGCAAUGUUAGAGAAAAUUGAAGAAAUGAGCUAUUUCCAUAAAGGGGGAAAAAAAAAUCUGUAGCGAUGGGUAAUAAAAGAAAAAAUUAUGAAAAUCUCAAACUAAGACAGUUAAACCUACUAUGAACAUUCCUUUCAUAAACAAGGAAGAUUAAGUACCAGAGACAGUGCAUCUUGGUAGAUUUUAAGUUGGAUACAUAUGUGUCACUCAGUCAGAGAGUAGAAAUAGCAGAAUGCUUAUUUGCAUUUCUAUGUAUUUAAAAGAACGGCUAAAAUUGUUUUUAAUCUAUUGAAAGACCACCAAUACAUCAUGGAUAUAGUUAGAAUUCUCGGAUGUAGUUGUGAAAUGACUAAUUAAAUUAUACUAGUCUUUUUUUUUCUUUUGAUGAGCAUACUAGAAUUGUUGUAUUUACAAGACAGUCACGUCAGCUACAACCCUAAGAACUGAAGGUUUUACCUAGCAUGCCUUAACACAAGGAAGAAUCCUCAAAGAUGUUCUAAAAUAAAAGGUAAUAAGAUAUAUGGAGCAAAUUGUAGAUUUUUACAAAUUAUGAAAUAUGAGGUAAUUAUUUGGUAGGUCAGAAGAUAUCAAAGGUUGCCAUAGGCUUUUGAAUGUAUGAAUAUAAUGCUUUUCCUAUUCUGUUCUAAAUACACAGUUAUACUUUAAAAACUUUGCUAUUUCAACUAUUAUUAAUUGCACAGAUAGCCUAAUUGUGAACCUAAAUGUAAUUAUAACCUAUACUAUCUUGUGAAACUAUUCGAGUACACCUAUAUAUAGUUUAGACUUGAUUUGGCCCACCAGUAUUAAGCACUUGAUGAAAAAAACAACAGCAAUGUAAGAAACUGACAAUUAAUCACUCACAAUUUAUACUCGUUCCCACUCCAUAGUACAGCACUUAUUUUCUAAUGUUUUCAACUGAAAUAAUUAACACUUUUGCCAUUUUAUUAACUACUUGUUUCAGCAUUUUCUUGUUAGUGUAAAGUAUUCAUUGUAUAUUUCUUUUAGAAAUCUUGAAACAAAAUGUGGCAGUAGCUUUUAUAUACAGGCUGGGUUUUAGUUUCAUAUGUUACUUUCUUUAAUCAGUUCAUUUGUUGUGUGUUGUAUAUUAUGCUCUUCAGAAUAUUGUGACUGAAAUGGAUUAGCAACUUUGCUACCAUUGCCAUCAUGGAACAGCAAAAUUUAUUGCAAGAGUUGCAGGAACUUUCAUCUUAUAGUAAGUACUUGGUAGCAAACAUAAACUCCACAGAGAAUGGAAGUCAUUUGCCAGAGAAGAGGAAUAGCCAAGAUUGGUUUCCCAUGAAAGAAGAGAGAUGUUUAGGCUAUCGGAGUGAUAUAAGACCUGACUUGCAUAUUUUUGUAGCAGAAGUGAUACCAAGAUUGUUUAUAGGAUCUCAGGAUGUUGCUGAAGAUCUGAAUCUUCUACACCAGAUGAAUGUAACACAUAUUUUAAAUGUAGCUACUGGAGUUCCAAAUGUGUUUGAGGAAGAAUUUAUCUAUAAACGAAUCGGCAUUUUAGACCUUCCAGAAGCUAACAUUCGGAUGUUUUUUGAUGGGUGCUUCCAGUUCAUCGAUGAUGGUCUGCAAGAGGGUGGGGUGCUGGUUCACUGUAAUGCUGGUGUGUCUCGCUCAGCUACAUUAGUUAUUGGUUAUUUGAUGAACAGAGAAAAAUUAUGUCUUGAUGAGGCUUUUGGUAAAGUAAAAAGUGUAAGGCCAUUUAUUAAGCCUAAUGUUGGAUUUAUGGAACAGUUGAGACAGUAUGAAAAGGAAUUGUAUGAAAAUGCUAUUGACUGAGUUGUGCUGAAAUUCAGUUUUUCUAUUAUAUGAAAAUUCAAAUCUUUAAUUAUUGUACAUAAUUCCCAAAAGUGCAUGUGCUUACACACACACACAGUUAGUUGAUUGUAGAAUGCUUCUUUUUUAAAUACAUUGCCUGUAAUGGAAAGGCACAUCAUCCAUUAUUAAAAGUAUAAGAAGAAAAAGUAUUUUUUAUUAUUAUGGUCUCAUAAAAAAAGGUUUAUUAUACUAUGUGUGCUUUAUAUAGACAUUGUAAACCUUCAAAGAAGGUAUUUUGUUAAUGAAUAUUUUUAACAAUGACAGUCAAUUUUCUGUCAGCACAAAAAUACAGCUUAGAUCAAUUUUUCAAAUAGUUUUGUAGUAUUUUGCUGAAUAUUUAUAUUCUAACCAUACUUGUAUAUGUAUAUACAUACCUUUUAUAAUAUAUUACUUAUCUUUAUGUAAUAGUACCUUGAAUGCCAUACCUUUAUAACAUCUUUUUGGUGUAAAUAUAUUGCAGUAAAUGGCAAAAAUCAAAUCUUUCAAGAACACAGUUUCUAAAAGAUCUAUUUGUCAUUAGUUAGUUUAUACCCUAUGUUUUACCUGUUAUCUUCAGGAAGCUCUGUGAAAAAUUGUACAAGUUGGCAGAAGCCAGGAUUUGAUCUUGGAUCUCCUUAUUAAGAAGACAUGUACUAUUAAUCUUUCAGGGUUUUCACCCCAUUACAGCUUGAAUCAGCAAAUUUUGAAUGGUUUCAAGUAGGGCACCCAGAAUUUGUUCACUUCUAUGCUACGUUAUCAGGAUGUGUCAACAGUUAGUUGAUUGUAGAAUGCUUCAUUUUAUUUCAUAAUACUUUUUCAUGAUGGGCUAUUGUAGAUUAAUCAAUAUUACACUCUUGUUUGUUUAUGCUUCUGAGUUCUGACUUUUUGAUUCUCUCUUUUGAGUCUGUAUUGAGGUUUCUGAAGAUUUCUUUUAUGCUGUUUUAUAUCUUUUGUAUGUUUUCAGAGAGACCUUUGACAUAGUGAUAAUAUGGUUUUGUGUGCCUGUAUUUUUAUUCCUACUUUAUGCUUAGUUUUUCUUACUUGCCAAAUGUUCAGGAUAUAUUCAAAUAGUGGAUAGAAAAAACAACAUUUACAAUAUUCCUUAUGCUUGCAGAGUCCAACACCUAUGAGAAACCAAAAAGUCUGAAAUCAUGAGCACAAGACUAAUAUAGAUCUGUUUGUAAUAGCCCAUCAUGUUGAAAAAGAAGGUUAUCCAAUAGAACAGAAUAAUGCUAAAAUACAAAUCAUACACCAGAAAGACAAAAGAAGCAUUAAAAUAAAUGAUGGUGAACUCAGACAACUUAGCAUAGAAGUCAGCUGAGCCUGGAUGUCUUCCUUGAAAACACUAAAAUAGUUAUUUGAUUAAGUCUCAAUGGAAUAAGAGCCAGCUGAAAAAGUGGAUAGCACAUCUGGCUUUCUCAGGAUUGGAUUCCAACUUUCCCACACCACACAGUCCUUCUCAUAAUUCUCUUGAAGGCAGCAGCAGCAGAUUAGCACCCAAAAUAUAGGAUAUAAGCAAACUGAUAAUUAAUGGCUAAUUAAACAAUUUUAAGUAAUUAAUUAGACGUAGGUGAUUCUAUAGGCUAUGUAUUAUGAUAAUGAUUGCCAUAACAUUACUGUACUUAUGCAAAUUUGUAUAUCAAUGCUUUAACUGUAUGUUGAGAAUCAAAAUCUUUAACAUAUGCAGGUUAGACCAGGGUGAAUUAAAAAAGUUGUUUUUCUGUAAGAUGUUAUUUAUAACCUAGUUUUUGCAUGUAAUAUGAUGACACUUGAUGCAAGUGAACUGUUUCGUAAUCAGUGCAAGAGAAGGGAUAUGUGGAUUAAUUGACUAGUUUUAAAACUUUCUCAAGAUUUAGGUGGAUAUAUUGGUUUAAUUGGAAUUAAGAGAAACCUUUUGUUUUGUUUUACCAAACUACUAUUUUGGAUAGUACUUAAUUUUAAAAUGUGUGGGUUUUUAUUUUAAUUGUUACAUCACAAUAGUCAUUAGGUUGAAUUGCAUCCUGUAUUAUAAAAUGUUUCUUCAGUAUUUUUUGAAUGUUUAUACAGAUGCAACAAGUUUUAGAAUGAGAGAAUAUUAAGUGAAUGCUGAAGUGUAUAACACCUUCAUAAUAUUCUGACAUGAUUUUAUUAGGUUGUGUUCUAAUUUGUAUUAAAACUUUUAAUAACAUAUAUUAACUGCAGACUAUUUUAUAGUUAGUACAAAAUUGUCAUAAGCACCACCAUGUUGUAGUGCAUAGGUCACACCUGAUAUUAUUUGAGAACAACUACAAAGUUUAUCUCUUUUGUAAUAUCCUUACUGAGGAUAUCCUAUCUUAGCCAGAUUAUCUCAUUGGUUACUCUUUUUAUUUUCUGGAAGUAAACUGUCAGAAGAGUAGUGAUUACAUUGAAUUUCAAACUUAAGUAUUACUCUUUAAAGAUUAAUAUGUAAAAAAUUUAUUUCGUAUUACUAUAUUUCAUCCAUCCCAAAAAAAGCUGUUGCUAAUAUAGCAUUAAGGCAAGUACAAAUCAACUGAUAGUUCUUUGGUAACUAGAAGUGUUUAUAAAGUGCUUUAUUUAUAAUUAAGAGCAGUUGUUUAUUUCUUGUCAAUACAAUGUUGUUUUUGUUUGAAGUUAAGUUUUUAGGUGAGAGAAAAUUUAUUCUAGUCUUGAAUUAAGUUGGCAACAUAUGGUGUAAUUGUUGAUGGCAACAAGUCACCAAUGUGAUGAUCAGCAUAAAUUCAGUUAUUGGUAGAUUAAUGACGGUGCAUAUUUUUUCCAGAAAACCACCGAUUUAUUUAGUAUCUGUAGCAUUGACUAAAACAUCCUGAAUUUUGAAUAAUUUCUAAAUGCUAAAUAUAUCUUUAUCGGGUUCUCUGAAAAGAAGAAACUUUUUACAAUAUUUUCACAAUCGUUUGUAAGGUUAGUGAUCAUAGCUUACUGAAAAAUACUCUGGCAUGCCUGUUGUUUCUACAGCUUUCUCUUCAUGUUUGUUUACAUUGGAAUACUAAAUUUUUCUGUUACUGUGUAUCUUAUUGUUCUAUAAUUUGUCUUAAGUAAUGAAAUGUUUUGGCUUUUUUUCCUUUUGAGGGAGGGGGGUAGUUUGAUGUAAUUUCUUAAAUUUUCAUCAGCAAGACUACUUAUAUUAGUAUGUGUGGAAGUAUAUACUUACUAGACAUUUUUCAAUAAAAUCACUAUAACCACAUAACUUAAAGAUCAGGAUACCAAAUUUUCAAUGUCUGAGGCUGGUUGGCUGGAACACACACCAAAAACGAAAGGUGUAUUUGAAGCAAUUGGAAAACAAAAAAAUCAAUGCUGAAUUUACAUAAUUAUUAAUAGCCUAAAUUAAAUAUAAUUCUAGUAAAAUAUUGUUCAUCAUAUCAUGUAUUGGGCACUAUUAGAUGUUGAUGAACCACAGUACAUUACAUGCUUCUAAACACACCAGCCUUGGCAGUGUACUGGUAUAUGCAUUUCAGCAUUCAUGGUCUAAGUUUCUGCAACAAACCUUUCACCUGUUUGCAAGAUUUAUCUUGGACACUGAUAUAUUUGUUUUAUAUAAAAUAAAGUUACUUAAUGGUUUAUUUUAAAAUAGCCUGAAAUCAAAAAGGUUAGAUUUCUACAUGUUCAUGUGAUAAAACAGAAUAAUUAGCUAUUUUUAAAGAGGAUGCUCAGUACUGUCCAUGUAGUUCUAUGUAAAAAUACCAUUUUUUCCAUGUUAAUUUUUGUCAAUUUGCCUAUUUUGUAGACCUCAUUCAAACAGUUUAAAUAUUUUGAUUACCAUUAUGUAUUUUGUAGUAGAAAAUGUUACUCAUUCAUAAAUAUCUUUAUAGUGAAAACUGAUGUAAUAUGAAUUCUUGGACAAAGUACAAUAUGAUCAAGAAAAAAUUACUAGGGGGGAAAAAUUAAAUAUGUUAUUUAGGUACUAUACAGAGUCUAGGUAAGUUACAAUUAAUUUUAUCAGUAAAGUGAUUUUAUGAAGACAAAAUAUUAAGUCCGUAGCUAAUAGCUAUUUAAUGGAUGAAAACUAAAAAUAUAGCAUUUUUCUCAAAUACAGAUUCUGGAGUCAUUAAUUUAGCAUUUUUUCAGUCCUAAAACAACACUAAAUUCUAACUUUUCACUGUUGUCAAUUUUGAUAAUAACUCAGAAGUAUUUAGAGCUCAAACUAUUCCUAUGUUAAAAUGAAUACUCAGUAAAAGCUCAAAUAACUUGACAUUCAGACAAGAAUUUCUGCAGUUGAUUUACAAAAAUACCAAAGUUCUGUCUCUAAAGAUACAGAUCAGAUGACAUUUAUUUUACUAUCAAAACUGUUAAUUUCUUGAAAGAAAACAAUGAAGUUGUUAGGUUUUAUUUACAGGUUUAAUUAAAUUGGUGGUAACUGAUGACACUAUAAUUAUUGAACAAGCUAAGGUCAACUUUCAGUUUUAUUGGAGACCCCCUUAAAGGUUACAGGACUGUACCGCUUUACUAAGAAUUCAUGGUGUUUCUUAAUGCUGAUUUUUUUAAACAUUGUGAGGUUUGUUUGUUUGUAAUUAAGCACAAAGCUACACAAUGGGCUAUCUGUGUUCUGCCCACCACGGGUAUCAAAACCCGGAUUCUAGUGUUGUAAAUCCGCAGACAUACUGCUGUGCCACUGGGGGCACAUUGUGAGGUAACAGUAGAAUUUUAAAUAUAGCAUUUUAUUACAGCUUGUGGAAGUACUUGGAUUCAUCAGAUGAUACUUAAUUUUUAAUUAUUGUGUACAUUAAAU